Messenger RNA from Mus caroli (Ryukyu mouse), 1232 nucleotides. RefSeq names its product mitochondrial ribosomal protein S35 (gene Mrps35). Gene Ontology annotation, molecular function: structural constituent of ribosome. Gene Ontology annotation, cellular component: mitochondrial small ribosomal subunit. Lineage: Eukaryota; Metazoa; Chordata; Mammalia; Rodentia; Muridae. The record is from RefSeq and is a predicted model, not a curated record. Gene Ontology annotation, biological process: mitochondrial translation.
CGCAUUUCCACGAGUGCGUUCGCUGAGCCCGGCCCACCGCAGGGUUUCGGGGCGCACUGUGGUGUGAGAGUCGGUGCAAGCGUGGGGCUGGAGGGAAUGCAGCGACGGGAGCCGCGUGCAAGAGUGGGCAGCAGGAAAGGGCCUGCCGGGAGCGGGCACCUGCCGACCAGGGCCUUCCCCGCCGCCUCUCCUGCAGGGCAUGCUUCUUCCUUCCGCGCUCGCUCUCCUGCAGACCUGAUCACAGCACGUCGUGCCUUUCCACUCCCUUGUUGAAAAUCCACAGAUGGUUUCCGGGUAUGGUAUCCAGAAGUGAAAAGCCGAUGAGGAGAAAGGCACUACCUCCUAGGACGGAGAAGAUGGAUACUGAUCAGGACUGGCCCAGUGUUUACCCCACUGCCGCACCGUUUAAACCCUCAGCUGUUCCUCUACCUGUUCGAAUGGGAUACCCAGUAAAGAAGGGUGUGCCCAUGGCGAAGGAAGGGAAUCUAGAGCUUUUAAAGAUCCCAAAUUUUCUGCAUUUGACUCCUGUGGCAAUUAAAAGGCACUGUGCAGCGCUGAAAGAUUUCUGCACUGAGUGGCCAGCUGCACUCGACAGUGAUGAGAAAUGUGAGGAGCAUUUUCCAGUUGAGAUUGAUACAGCGGAUUAUGUGUCAUCGGGACCAUCUAUUCGAAACCCCAGAGCUCGAGCAGUAACGUUAAGGGUUAAACUUUCCAGUUUGAAUUUAGACAAUCAUGCAAAGAAAAAACUCAUUAAACUUGUAGGAGAGCGGUACUGCAAGGCCACUGAUGUGCUCACUAUCACCACAGACAGAUGCCCUUUGAAGCGGCAGAACUAUGACUAUGCAAUGUAUCUUCUCACAGUCCUGUACCACGAAUCUUGGAAAACUGAAGACUGGGAAAACAGUAAGACCGAGGAAGACAUGGACGAGUAUGUGUGGGCAAAGAGCUCCUCGGAGAACAGUGUCCUUCAGACCCUGCUGCAGAUGAGAGCUGCGGAGAGCAGUGUGGCGCCGAGCAGAGAAGAGCUGCUGGGGACUAAAGAGGUCGAGGAUUAUCAGAAGUGUAUUGUUCGUCUCAAGAACGAGGGGGAGAACGAGGCAAGCCUCGCUCAGUACAAGGAGUCUGUGAAGAGACUGUUAAAUUUGGCAUGAAGUCCAAACUAGAAGGCAGCUGUGUCAAUUUUAUGUUGUAUUUAGUCACUGAUUUGAUAUAAAUGGGAGAAUCCUUAAGAA